Hevea brasiliensis (rubber tree) is the source of this 1291-nucleotide messenger RNA. Its product is annotated as cold shock protein 1. NCBI's taxonomy places the organism in Eukaryota, Viridiplantae, Streptophyta, Magnoliopsida, Malpighiales, Euphorbiaceae. The transcript is spliced from 2 exons. Bases 259 to 1032 code for a protein of 257 amino acids. Gene Ontology annotation, molecular function: zinc ion binding; nucleic acid binding. The record is from RefSeq and is a predicted model, not a curated record.
AAAUUAUUUAACAUUUUUUUUUAGAAAUAAUAUUAUUUUUCAUUUCUUGAUCUGUCCAUUCUACACCAACGACUUGGGCCAAUCUGCACCACGCAGGCCUAACCGCCCAGGGCAUGGUUGCUUAGCACGGACCGAAGAGCACCAGAUAAAAUAACAGUGUGUUUAAGCACCAACUAGAUUAGGGUUUAGAAAGGCAAAAUGGGAGUGUCUAAUUAGGAAUUAGAGUUGUCUUGGGGGCUUUCUUCCUCUCAUCAAUCCAUGGCUCAAUCAAUGGCCGAGGAGCAGACGGCGGUGAGAUCCAGCGGUAGGGUCGUCAGGUUCAGUGAUAGGAAAGGUUUCGGCUUCAUCAAGCCUGAUGAUGGCGGUGAAGAUCUCUUCGUCCAUCACACUGCUAUCAAAUCCGAUGGCGGUUACCGCUCUCUUGCUGAGGACGAUAUAGUUGAAUUCACUGUUUCUCUCUCUGCUGAUAAAUACCAAGCUAUUAAUGUCACUACCCCUGGUGGUGGCCCCAUUCAAGCGAGUGCCAAGAGAGGGGAUGGUUCUGCCAAACGCGGCGGAUUUGGCGGUUCUUGGAAUAGGAGGAAUAAUGGCAGCGGUUAUAGUGGUGGUAGUGGGGCUGGGGCCGGUGGUGCAGGUUGCUUUAACUGUGGGAGCGCUGGUCAUAUCGCUAGGGAUUGUAAUAAUCGAGGAGGCAGUGAUAAUAAAAAUGGUUGUUUUAAGUGUGGGAAUUCAGGGCAUUUUGCAAGGGACUGUCCGCGAGCAAAUAAUGGUGGUGGGGGUGGGGGUGGCAGUGGCAGUGGCGGCGGCAACGGUGCUUGCUUUAGCUGUGGAGGGUUCGGGCACUUGGCUAGGGAUUGUCCUGGUGGUGGCGGGGCCUGCUAUAACUGUGGAGGUUAUGGGCACUUGGCUAGAGAUUGUACUAGUGCUAGGGGAGGUGGCAGGUUUGGCAGCAUUGGUGGUGGUAGCAGUGGUGGAUGCUUCAAUUGUGGGAAGGAAGGACAUUUUGCAAGGGAGUGCCCUAACAACUCUUGACUGAGGGAAAAAAGAGUAAUAGUACAUAUUUCUUUCUUUUUUUCCCUUAUCUUUGUUUGUUGUCUUGUUUUGGGAUUUUGCCUUUUUUGUUCCCCGCAAUUUAUACAUAGGAUUGUGUUAAUGCAAGUGGUAAUCCUCUGUUUGGCGGAGGAAAUUUCCCAGUUUUGACGAAUACAUAUGGUGGUUCGGUUAAAGAAAUAGGCUUUGUUUUCAUGACCGUUCGAUAAUUUUCUAAUUGAGCCCUUCUCAUUUUUAUUAA